Grus americana (Whooping crane) is the source of this 2148-nucleotide messenger RNA. It is a transcript of the gene MORC4, whose product is annotated as MORC family CW-type zinc finger 4. The record is from RefSeq and is a predicted model, not a curated record. The transcript has 6 exons. The coding region runs from base 575 to 955 and encodes 126 amino acids. NCBI's taxonomy places the organism in Eukaryota, Metazoa, Chordata, Aves, Gruiformes, Gruidae.
CGCCCGCCCGUCCGCCCGCCCGCGUGGGAGCCGCUGUCGGGCGCCGCCGUCGGGCGCCGCCGCGAAGGGGCUGCUGUCCUGUGGCCGGCGGCGGGCUGGGGGAGCCGAGGCACGGCUACGGCCAGCCAGGCCGGCACCGGGGCGGCAUAUGCCUCCGCGUCCUAAGUGCGGGCCGGGCCGGGCCGGGCCUGCCCUGCCCCGCCGGCACUGACUGCCGCUGUCUGUCCCCACGGAUAAGCCCCCGCUACGUGCAGAGCUGCAGCGCCAUCUACGCGCGGCCCUUCAGUGCGAUGGCCGAGCUGCUCGCUUUGGUUUCAUGGACUGCGAAGAGAGACCACCUGUCCAUUGGAUUGUAUGGCUUCAAGUCUGGCUCCACACGGCUGAUGAAGAAGGCCUAAGACUGGACGGUCUCUCAGUGUAGGGCUGCUUUCCUAGACCUACAUGGACCAUGUCCAUGCUGAGAUAGUGCUUAUCCUACUGAUGUCAUUCAACCAGCAACAUGGUAUCCUCCUGUGGCUGAGUGGCCAAGCUGCUGCCCUCCUCCAAAGGGACAUGGGGGGCCAGUGGUGCUGCCAUGAUGCUGAGGGCACAGGCUGCCUGUGGCUGUCCCUUGGCCAUGUGUGCACAGGACAAUGAGAAAACAGUUGUUACUGAAGACUCUGUCCGUAGCCUGGAGGCCAUCCUGGACCAUUCUGUCUUCAACUUCAGGGAGGAGUUGCCAGCAGAGUUUGACGCUGUUCCAGAAAUAAAGAUGGGAAGCUGGAGCUGGAUUUUGAUACGGACGAGCAUAAUAUUCGAAUUGCAAACUUCCUUGCAGACGACAGGGGUGAGUGAGCAGCCACGUGGUGCUCAGCUGUUGGCUGGGGUUAAACCACGACACACUCAGAAGAUGGUUCCAGAUGGUUCCUGGCCUGGAAAUGGAAUUUUGGAUUCACCUGGAAAAGACUACACGUGACUAGAAUUCUCCGCCUGUUCUGUUGUGCUGUCCCCUCUCCCAGGAAUACUGCAUCUUGUACCUGAAGCUGAAUUAUCUUCUCCUUCCUAUCUUCUGGUCACCUUUGAGAAGCCAAAUCCUGAUGUGAAGCUUAGAAGGGAGCCCUCAAAGCUGCUUCUGUUGGAGCAGUGGGUGACAGGGCUCAUGACUCACCUUGUACAUGAGACAAUUCCUGCCUUAGCCCAAAGCCUGUUUCAGGGGAGAAUGAGGUGGAGAAAGGCUUGAGGCUUUUGCUGGCCAGUCAGUUUUGCUUGGAGAAACAUCUGCUGAAAUGUACUUUAAAGGACAGCAUUAUUCAAUUCAGUGGAAAAAAACACUUUAUCAAAAUGUAAAUGAGACCAGAAAAGCCUUUCCUCCUCUCUGUUCUGUUCAUCAGCAGUUGGUUGCUGACUUUUCCCGGCUGGCUGGAAGUUGGUUAUUUGAGUUCUUGGAGCAUGUUGAUUCUCAUUCCCAACACGUGCUUCUAGGCCACCCCAGCUCUUUGGGAGUUAGAUGACUUUUUUGGCUUACUUGCCGAUGUGCUUUUGGAGACCGGUGUCCACAGAACAAAAGCCAGUAUCCCCAAGUAAAGCCAAGUGUCAAGAACAAUCUACCCUUCAGAUCUUUUCCAGAAAGAACUUUGCUUAAGCUGUUUUGAACUACACCUGAGCAUCUUUUAUCCUCCUUCCUCCUAUGUGCUUUAAAGAUCAUUUUGUGUUGUGAAUUUCUGAGCUUAUGUUAAUAUGAAAAGAUUUACCAAAGAUGAAAAGGCGUUACUGAAAUUCUCUACCUACGUACUUAGUCAGGAAUUGGAGAACCAACAAAGCUGGUUUCCUGCUUUUGUAGCUUCACAUUAGUUCAUAUCUGUGUGCUAAUGCUCUGUCCAAGGAUUGCACAGUCACUGUGUUUUGAGAUGAUUUGCAGAAAUGCAGCACGUUAGAAAUCUGUGGUGGUAGUGCCCAAGCAGUAGUGGUUUUCCACUUGCUUUCAGAGGUGCUUUGGCCUUCCAUAGCCAGUGUGCAUAAAAUAACAGAUCCUUGAGUUUUGAAGUUUAGCACAUGUUGUGUACAGACAAAGUAGCAUUGUAUUGGAAAGCAGGUGAUGAUUAUGUACAUUGCAAACGCAUGAGCUCUGACUCCAAGAAGUAAGCAAAUUAAAAUAUAUUUAGAUAAAAA